Molecule: messenger RNA, 7213 nt
Organism: Pongo pygmaeus (Bornean orangutan)
Lineage: Eukaryota; Metazoa; Chordata; Mammalia; Primates; Hominidae
Gene: SEZ6
Product: seizure related 6 homolog
Exons: 17
Coding region: 165-3137 (990 amino acids)
Source: RefSeq, a predicted model, not a curated record
GUGGUGCUGAUUCUGUCAGGCGCUGGCGGCGGCAGCGGCGGUGACGGCUGCGGCCCCGCUCCCUCUCCCCGGCCGGACCCCGCUCUGCCCCCGCGCCCAAACCCCACCAAGCCCCCCGCCCUCCCGCCGCGGUCCCAGCCCAGGGCGCGGCCGCAACCAGCACCAUGCGCCCGGCAGCCCUGCUGCUCCUGCCUUCGCUGCUGGCGCUCCUGGCUCACGGACUCUCUUUAGAGGCCCCAACCGCGGGGAAAGGACAAGCCCCAGGCAUCGAGGAGACAGAUGGCGAGCUGACAGCAGCCCCAACACCUGAGCAGCCAGAACGAGGCGUCCACUUUGUCACAACAGCCCCCACCUUGAAGCUGCUCAACCACCACCCACUGCUUGAGGAAUUCCUACAAGAGGGGCUGGAGAAGGGAGAUGAGGAGCUGAGGCCAGCACUGCCCUUCCAGCCCGACCCACCUACACCCUUCACCCCAAGUCCCCUUCCCCGCCUGGCCAACCAGGACAGCCGCCCUGUCUUUACCAGCCCCACUCCAGCCAUGGCUGCGGUACCCACUCAGCCCCAGUCCAAGGAGGGACCCUGGAGUCUGGAGUCAGAGUCCCCUAUGCUUCGAAUCACAGCUCCCCUACCUCCAGGGCCCAGCAUGGCAGUGCCCACCCUAGGCCCAGGGGAGACAGCCAGCACUACACUCCCCAGCAGAGCCUGGACACCAACCCAAGAGGGUCUUGGAGACAUGGGAAGGCCAUGGGUUCCAGAGGUUGUGUCCCAGGGUGCAGGGAUCAGGAUCCAGGGGACCAUCACCUCCUCCACAGCUUCAGGAGAUGAUGAGGAGACCACCACUACCACCACCACCAUCACCACAGUCCAGACACCAGGCCCUUGUAGCUGGAAUUUCUCAGGCCCAGAGGGCUCUCUGGACUCCCCUACAGACCUCAGCUCCCCCACUGAUGUUGGCCUGGACUGCUUCUUCUACAUCUCUGUCUACCCUGGCUAUGGCGUGGAAAUCAAGGUCCAGAAUAUCAGCCUCCGGGAAGGGGAGACAGUGACUGUGGAAGGCCUGGGGGGGCCUGACCCACUGCCCCUGGCCAACCAGUCUUUCCUGCUGCGGGGCCAAGUCAUCCGCAGCCCCACCCACCAAGUGGCCCUGAGGUUCCAGAGCCUCCCACCACCGGCUGGCCCUGGCACCUUCCAUUUCCAUUACCAAGCCUAUCUCCUGAGCUGCCACUUUCCCCGUCGUCCAGCUUACGGAGAUGUGACUGUCACCAGCCUCCACCCAGGGGGUAGUGCCCGCUUCCAUUGUGCCACUGGCUACCAGCUGAAGGGCACCAGGCGUCUCACCUGUCUCAAUGCCACCCAGCCCUUCUGGGAUUCAAAGGAGCCCAUCUGCAUCGCUGCCUGUGGCGGAGUGAUCCGCAACGCCACCACUGGCCGCAUCGUCUCUCCAGGCUUCCCGGGCAACUACAGCAACAACCUCACCUGUCACUGGCUGCUUGAGGCUCCUGAGGGCCAGCGGCUACACCUGCACUUUGAGAAGGUUUCCCUGGCAGAGGAUGAUGACAGGCUCAUCAUUCGCAAUGGGGACAACGUGGAGGCCCCACCGGUGUAUGAUUCCUAUGAGGUGGAAUACCUGCCCAUUGAGGGCCUGCUCAGCUCUGGCAAACACUUCUUUGUCGAGCUCAGUACUGACAGCAGCGGGGCGGCUGCAGGCAUGGCCCUGCGCUAUGAGGCCUUCCAGCAGGGCCAUUGCUAUGAGCCCUUUGUCAAAUACGGUAACUUCAGCAGCAGCGCACCCACCUACCCUGUGGGUACCACUGUGGAGUUCAGCUGCGACCCUGGCUACACCCUGGAGCAGGGCUCCAUCAUCAUCGAGUGUGUUGACCCCCAUGACCCCCAGUGGAAUGAGACAGAGCCAGCCUGCCGAGCCGUGUGCAGCGGGGAGACCACAGACUCGGCUGGCGUGGUGCUCUCUCCCAACUGGCCCGAGCCCUAUGGUCGUGGGCAGGAUUGCAUCUGGGGUGUGCAUGUGGAAGAGGACAAGCGCAUCAUGCUGGACGUCCGAGUGCUGCGCAUAGGCCCUGGUGAUGUGCUUACCUUCUAUGAUGGGGAUGACCUGACGGCCCGGGUGCUGGGCCAGUACUCAGGGCCUCAUAGCCACUUCAAGCUCUUUACCUCCAUGGCUGAUGUCACCAUUCAGUUCCAGUCGGACCCCGGGACCUCAGUGCUGGGCUACCAGCAGGGCUUCGUCAUCCACUUCUUUGAGGUGCCCCGCAAUGACACAUGUCCGGAGUUGCCUGAGAUCCCCAAUGGCUGGAAGAGCCCAUCGCAGCCUGAGCUAGUGCAUGGCACCGUGGUCACUUACCAGUGCUACCCUGGCUACCAGGUGGUCGGAUCCAGUGUCCUCAUGUGCCAAUGGGACCUAACUUGGAGUGAGGACCUGCCCUCAUGCCAGAGGGUGACUUCCUGCCAUGAUCCUGGAGAUGUGGAGCACAGCCGACGCCUCAUAUCCAGCCCCAAGUUUCCCGUGGGGGCCACUGUGCAAUAUAUCUGUGACCAGGGUUUUGUGCUGACGGGCAGCUCCAUCCUCACCUGUCAUGAUCGCCAGGCUGGCAGCCCCAAGUGGAGUGACCGGGCCCCUAAAUGUCUCUUGGAACAGCUCAAGCCAUGCCAUGGUCUCAGUGCCCCUGAGAAUGGUGCCCGAAGUCCUGAGAAGCGGCUACACCCAGCAGGGGCCACCAUCCACUUCUCGUGUGCCCCUGGCUAUGUGCUGAAGGGCCAGGCCAGCAUCAAGUGUGUGCCUGGGCACCCCUCGCAUUGGAGUGACCCCCCACCCAUCUGUAGGGCUGCCUCUCUGGAUGGGUUCUACAACAGUCGCAGCCUGGAUGUUGCCAAGGCACCUGCUGCCUCCAGCACCCUGGAUGCUGCCCACAUUGCAGCUGCCAUCUUCUUGCCACUGGUGGCGAUGGUGUUGUUGGUAGGAGGUGUAUACUUCUACUUCUCCAGGCUCCAGGGAAAAAGCUCCCUGCAGCUGCCCCGCACACGCCCCCGCCCCUACAACCGCAUUACCAUAGAGUCAGCGUUUGACAAUCCAACUUACGAGACUGGAUCUCUUUCCUUUGCAGGAGACGAGAGAAUAUGAAGUCUCCAUCUAGGUGGGGGCAGCCUAGGGAAGUCAACUCAGACCUGCACCACAGUCCAGCAGCAAGGCUCCUUGCUUCCUGCUGUCCCUCCACAUCCUGUACAUACCACCUAGGAGGAGACGCCACCAAUCCCUCAAGAAGUUGUGCCCUUCCCCGCCUGUGAUGCCCACCAUGGCCUAUUUUCUUGGUGUCAUUGCCCACUUGGGGCCCUUCAUUGGGCCCAUGUCAGGGGGCAUCUACCUGUGGGCAGAACACAGCUGGAGCACAAGCAUCAACAGCCAGCAUCCUGAGCCUCCUCAUGCCCUGGAUCAGCCUGGAACACACGAGCAGAGCAGGAGUACCUUUCUCCAUAUGACCACCAUCCCGCCCUGGCAUGGCAACCUGCAGCAGGAUCAACUUGACCAUGGUGGGAACUGCACCAGGGUACUCCUCACAGCGCCAUCACCAAUGGCCAAAACUCCUCUCAAUGGUGACCUCUGGGUAGUCCUGGCCUGCCAACAUCAGCCUCUUGGGAGGUCUCUAGUUCUCUAAAGUUCCAGACAGUUCUGCCUCCUGCCCUGUCCCUGUGGAGGCAGUAAUUCUAGGAGAUCCUAAGGGGUUCAGGGGACCCUACCCCCACCUCAGGUUGGGCUUCCCUGGGCACUCAUGCUUCACACCAAAGCAGGACAUGCCAUUUUCCACUGACCACCCUAUACCCUGAGGAGAGGGAGACUUUCCUCCGAUGUUUAUUUGGCUGUUACAAACAUCUUCACCCUAAUAGUCCCUCCUCCAAUUCCAGCCACUUGUCAGGCUCUCCUCUUGGCCACUGUGUUAUGGGUAAGGGGAGGGGGUGGGCAUAUUCUGGAGAGGAGCAGAGGUCCAAGGACCCAGGAAUUUGGCAUGGAACAGGUGGUAGGAGAGCCCCAGGGAGACGCCCAGGAGCUGGCUGAAAGCCACUUUGUACAUGUGAUGUAUUAUAUGGGGUCUGGGCUCCAGCCAGAGAACAAUCUUUUAUUUCUGUUGUUUCCUUAUUAAAAUGGUGUUUUUGAAAAAAAAAAAAAACAAGCAAUGGCCAGGUGAAUGAUGCUUUCUUGGAGGGACAGGAGGUGGGACAUAAAUGGGAUAUGGACUUCAGGACCAGAAGGCAUUCUAGACCCACCAAUCAAUCAUCUUCAGAUUUUAUUUUAUUACUACUGUUUUUGAGAUAGGGUCUCAUUCUGUCAUCCAGGGUGGAGUGCAGCGGCUGGAUCACGGUUCUCUGCAGCCUCGACCUCCAAGGCUCAAGUGAUCCACCUCAGCCUCCUGAAUAGUUAAGACUACAGGCGCAGGCCACCACACAUGACUAAUUUUUAAAAAAAUUAUUGUAGAGACGGGGUUUUACUAUGUUGCCCAGGCUGGUCUCCAACUCCUGGGCUCAAGUGAUCCUCCCACCUCAGCCACCCAAAGUGCUCAGAUUUUAUUUUAAAAGAAAUUAUUACGUGCAGUUGAACAGGGUCCCCUGUCCCAAAAGGGACAGUGCAACAGAGAGCAGGCGAAAUCAGAGGCCCCAGUGGCUGGUGUUGCAGGGAUGUGGGAGCCCAGGAACACCACUGCACAUCCACCCAAUGCCUUAUUUCCUCCUCUUUGCCAGGUCCAGAACUACAGGCUGGCACACUCCCAAAUCCCUUCUCAAUGCCACUGAUGCCCUUCUCAAUGCUAACUAGGCUCAGGAAGUCUGAUGCAUCUCUCCUUCCCCUUAUUUCUAAGUAAGGAAGGCUUGGGAAAUUAGAAUAGGAAACAGAGACUGAUCCCCGGAACAUGAAGCCCUAAUCUGGCUUGGUCUUAGAAAACCCUUAGAUUGUCAGGAGCAGUGGUAAUGCAGCUUAGGGGCUUGGAUCCUAAGUUAGGCAAAGGCCCUAACCGUGGCUCUGGAAAAAGGUGGCUGGGAGGAUCUGCUUAAGUUUGCCCCUUCCCUAUGGGCCCCAGCACCUACCAAGAUGGAAAGUGCCCAGCGUUGGCCCCCAAUAUGCACAUUCCAUGCUGAGAGGUGUGCCCUGCAUUGCUGCUCUCCAAGAGUAACAGCAAGAGGCAGGCAACAGGAAAUUAUGGGAGCUCAGAAACCAGUAGAGAAAAAUCCAUGAAAGAAAUAAUAGCAGCAACAGCACCUUCUGCUUCUACAGUCUUCCAAAAGGGAGGUCUUGACCACUCAUGCUGCCUACCCCUGGCUCCAGCACAAGCCACCUUGAAGGAUGGAGAAGCUCUUGUCCAUGCAGAGUGCAGUGCCUAGAUUAGCCACGAGAGGUCACUUCCAAAGGCGUCUGUAUCCCACCUGCUCGCCCCUCAAUCCCCCCUCAACUGUCAGGGCGGGAGCUCUCCAAGGUGGCAGCAUUCCUUGGCCCCACUGGCCUAACCUCAUCCUCCAAGUUCCAAGAGGAAGAUGUGUGAAGUUUCCCUGGCUCCUGUCAACAGAGCCAAGUCUUAUUUCCCUCAUUAGCCCAUAGUUCCUAUUAUCAGCUGCAACUGAUGGUGUUGAUCAAAGCAAAGCCUUGUCCAGUGGAUGGACGCCAAUGGCUUACUUACCUGUUCCAUAAUGCCUUCAGGUUGACACAGCAGCACAGCUGGGCCCUGAGCAGUAGGAAAACAAGCCAAAGAGAGAGGGCACAUGAGGUUCUAAGCUCUGAGAGCCUGUGACAUAAAACAUAGCCAUAGGAGAUAGAAAAUCUUGCCUCUUUCAUACAAACAAUCUAGCUCAGCCCUCCCCUCUCUGAGGGCCACAUCUCUGGUCCACAGCUCCUGAAGUUUAUUGUUGGCUCAGGAUGGUAGAAAGCAGAAAGCAGCCAAUUCAGAUGACAUUCUCCACCCCACCAUUCAUGACCUUAUCAUUCUUUCCAGGCACCAAGAGGGUCAUCAGAAAAGCGAAAAGUCAGGAAAACAGAAACCUAAGACUCCAUACACUGACAUCCGCACUCUAUCUAACUCAUCCUCCUUACUGUCCCCAAAGCAAGCAUAGUAAUUCCUUAGACACAGUCGACAUGGUGUAAUGGACAGUGUCUGGCUUGAAAAUCAAGAAAUCUAAUUCUUAGGUCUGCCAUAAAUGCACUAUGUGACCUAGGCAAAUCACUGCGCCUCCCUGUGCAUCUGGAAACGAGGGGAUUAAAUCAGAUGGUCUCUAAACCCUUUCUAGUUUUACGACUCUGAGAAUGCUAAGUGUCCCUUAACAUUAAAAGUGGGCCGAGCACAGCUACGAAGCGACAAUUCCAACUAAACCCCUAGUGUCAAGAACAACGAUACAGUUCUCUUCUACACUGCUUCAUCCACCAUCAGGCAGCAAUAACCAACCGCCCAUCUCUGACGGCGAUACCAAGGGGAGGAGCGGGCGCCCUGAAAAGGAGCAUGAAUCCCCGCCCAGAAUGCGAGGCGGGCCCUCAGACUACAAAUCCCGGCAUGCAGCACUAACGCUCUCAAAAGUAUCCCUUCCUGGCCGGCAAAUGACUCUUUCCCCCGGUCUAUCCUACCAUAGAGUGCAUCGCACGCACAUGGAACUACAGCUCCCACAAUCCAUCAGACCUAUCGCGAUUGUUGCUCCCAGGAUGCAAUGCGCCCCCGUUCGCCCUUUAGACCCUUUGGCAUUGCAAACUGGGAGUUGGAGUCCGGGGUAUGCAGGUAGCUGGGCGUUGUCAGGAUUACAAACUCUCCACUUUAGGCUUCCUCUUGAAGAGCAGAUCUCAGGGACAGUGGUGAAGAGAGGGUGGUAACGGGCAGGCGGAACUCUCCAGUGCCACCACCACGCAAGGCAGGGAUGCUCAGGAUACAAUUAACUGAUAAAAUUAACUGUCAGGAGCGGGAGAGAAUUAGGAACCACAGUCAUACAACACGCCUCCAAAAGCGUCAUUUUCUGUCUCAAAUGGCUUUUCUCUUUACCAAUAUGGUGGCCUGGUCCAGCCACACCUGAUGCUAGAACCAAACGGUCCAGUACAACAUCCCUAGGAAUACUGCUGUCACCGACAGGCGACCAGCUCCAUCCAACACCACACCUUGCUCGUUUGUGUUCAUGCCUGAGGACUCCAAGGGCAUGAUAGCCCAUAUCCCAUUACCAAAAUGGCGAAAGGAGCAGCUU